AUAGUUGCACCAGAAAGGACAUUUACGGGUUAGAGUGCUUUAUGCCGCCAAGCAAGAAAGACUACAGUAAUCAACAGACUGCAUUGAGGAAAAUAUUGGAAACAAUGAAGAAAAUUUUCAAAACUUUUAAGCUUGCUUCUGGAGAAGAACUUGGGGAACAUUUAUGUAUUGAAGAAAUUUCUUUUUAGAAUGGUGAGAAACUUGAUUUUGUUCAAACGUCCCAAACUACUAAAUCUUUGCCUAGGCUGGAGCCUUUACAAAGUGGAGGGGAGAUGACACAACUGGAUUCAUCAAAUCAACAAUCAAUGGAUGCAUUAAACAAUGGAAGCAAUUCACAGAAAAAAGGCAAAACAAAGAGGCCAAAAAGAGUUAAAAUUGAAAUUCCUUUAGAUGAUAUCCUACAAAAUUCAAGAGAGAGCAUCCAGGUUGCUGCAGAUAGCCUCCAAGUUAGCCGAUCUACAUUAAAGCGUGCUUGUAGGGGUUAUGGUUUCCCGAGGUGGCCACCACGCAAGAAGAAUAUGGUUGGUUCCUCUCAACCUAGUGAAUCUUCCCCGGGUGUUGAUCAUCAACAAAUACCACAAUUAAGUUCUGAUCAGCCUUUUAGUCAAGCCUCUGCUACUGUUUUUCAUGCAAACCCACGUAAUACAGUGAUCCGAGAUGCAAAUGUUGUGACCGUGAAGGCAAAAUAUAUCAAUGAUAUUAUAAUAAAGUUUCCACUGUCUUUGUCAUCGGGACUAGUUGAGUUGCAGCAGCAAAUCGCCAAGAGACUGCACUUGGAGGAUGGAACUUAUUGUGUCAAGUAUAAAGAUGAAGUGGACGACUUAAUUGUAAUACCUUGUGAUCAGAACUUACAAGAUUAUAUAAGCAAUUAUACAUCGUCGGGCAGCACUAUUCAUUGUUCCAAAGUAGUCAAUUAUCAGUGACCAACUUGAAUCAUCUCAGUUUUUUUGUUGCUGCUAUAUUUUCUUUUGUUCUAUCUUUUGAUUCUAGAGAUAGUUGUUGGACUAUCAUGCCUUGUUUCCUCUGUUUCAGGAAGGUUAGGAGUGUUUCGGGUUUUUUUCGUUUCCUCUUGGCAGUUGGAUUCUGGCCUAACUGUUUUAUUCUCCCCUUUUGUGAUGUUGUAUUAGCAUUAAUAAAAUGUUACUUUCUUUGCUGA
Messenger RNA from Camellia sinensis, 1156 nucleotides. RefSeq names its product protein NLP6-like. Gene Ontology annotation, molecular function: DNA-binding transcription factor activity; protein binding. Lineage: Eukaryota; Viridiplantae; Streptophyta; Magnoliopsida; Ericales; Theaceae. The record is from RefSeq and is a predicted model, not a curated record.